Messenger RNA from Saccostrea cuccullata (small rock oyster), 579 nucleotides. RefSeq lists its product as uncharacterized. The record is from RefSeq and is a predicted model, not a curated record. NCBI's taxonomy places the organism in Eukaryota, Metazoa, Mollusca, Bivalvia, Ostreida, Ostreidae. Bases 30 to 530 code for a protein of 166 amino acids. The transcript has 2 exons.
UUGGUCAGAUUUCAAUCAGAAAAGAUAUAAUGGCUGAGAAAAUUUCGGACCUUUUUGACUUCGGAAAGGUUGAAGUAGUGCUAAACAUCAAUCAGCUGAAAAGAGGCGAUCACAUAUUUUUACAUCGCUCCUUUGGAAUACACCAAGCAAUAAUAACAGAUGUAAACAAAGAAACAGAGGAAUUUGAAGUUAUUGAAAUUAGGAAAGAUAAAAAUCAAAAUCCCGUUAUUAGACCAAAAAGAAGCACUCAAAAGCUGACAAGGUGUAGAAAAUGUAUGUAUGCAUAUUGUCGGUACACUUAUCCCGGCAUUCAGAGAAAUAGCCCAGAUUUAACGGUUGCUCUAAUUGAAGCUUGUCUCGCAAAAAAUGAUACCAUAAAGUAUGAUUUGUUUUUAAACAAAUGCUACCACGUUGCUGUUUUCUGUGCUACUGGAUAUCCCUACAGAGAGAAAAUAGAAAAACUAGGAGAAGGUUCGACUAUUACAGAACAUGUUGGAAGGAUCCUUCAAACACUGUUUGUAGGUAACUAAAGAGCUUCCAAAAUUGGAAAGAGCUGGACAGAUAGCUUCAGAAAAAAAG